GGCGUCAACCUGAAGCAGCCUCCUCCUUCACACGGCCCUCUAGGCUGAGGCUGAGGCUUCGGCUUCGCGUCCCUUCGCUGCGCUUCUCUCCUCGCUCCUCGGCCCCUCCUCCGCCCGCCCGCCUCGGCCGCGCGGCUUCUCCGAGCCUCGCUGCUCGCUAGCUUCUCCUCGCUCCGGGGCCCGCGGCGGCGGGCUGGGCGGGACUCGUCUGGAGGGCUCUGCCCCGCGCGCGCGAGGGCUUCGCGUGGCCGAGCAGCCGAGCGGCGGCGGCGGUAAUUCCUGGUGAGUGGCUCUGGCAUCGGGCUUGUGCUCCGCGGGCGUCGAGUCGCAUUGCGAGGUGGGGAGCGAGCUGUGUGGAGGGCUGCCGCUGUCGCGUGGAAUUCGGGGCGCGCGUGCUCGCGAGCUUACUGCUGUCUGCUUCACCCCUGAUCUCGCAUGCGGCGUGCGCCAGAUUUCGUUGGGAUUGUUAUCGUGAUCUGCGCAUUUCCAAAGGAACAGGAUAAAGUUCAUUCUUGUUUGGUGGUUUCUUCUGGUUUGUUGAGCACACCUACCUGCCUCAAGUAUAGCUGCUACGCUUCCCUGUGGUUAUAAAGCUUUCAGGAUACACCUGGGAACGUUUGGUUACUUUGAAGUAGCUGUUGGAGCAUACCACAUCUUGGUGACGCAGGAAUUCUUCAACUUUCUGAUCGGAUGGUUUUGUUCUGAUUUUUUUUUCUGAAAUUGUGCGAUGCUUUAUUGUGAAGCCAUAGUGAAUGCAAACUCUGGACCAACUUGUCACAAGGUUUUUGAGUGAUGAAGAAAUGGCAUGGUGGCUUUGUCAUAGUAUCUAUGUUCGUCAUCUUGAUGUUAAGAUAUGUGAUAUUGGAUAGUCCACUUGCAGAAAAAUCCCUUCAGUACGUCUUCCAGCAAAACAGAACAGCAGAACUACAUUGGUUAGAUGUUCCAAACCCUCCUGCAAUCCAGAAUCCACAGAACUCUUCUGAAGUAAUAUCUACCAAACUCUUGGCAUCCAACCUUUCCAUUACCAGAAAUCUCUCUGAUAAAGAACUACAGUCUUUGCAUUCUUGGAAUCAUUUGAGGAAUCUAGUAUCUCAUGCCCAUAUCCUACCAGAUGGAGUAGCGGCAAUCAAGGAAGCUGGAGUUGCAUGGAGAGAACUAAAUACAGCCCUGGCAUAUGAUGAUUCAAUUGCUUCUGUUAAUGGCAGCACCCAGCAAAAGGACAAAGGAAAACAAUGCCCAUAUUCUAUCCGAAGAAUGAAUGCCACGAGGUUAGGGGAUAGGUUUGCUUUAAAGAUCCCCUGUGGAUUGAUUCAGGGCUCUUCAAUAACUAUCAUCGGUACUCCUGGUAGUCUUCUGGGUAAUUUUAAGAUAGAGUUAACUGGAGCUGCAGUUCCUGGUGAACCAGACCCUCCCAUUGUGCUUCAUUAUAAUGUCCGUCUUCUUGGUGAUAAACUUACAGAAGAUCCUGUAAUAGUCCAAAAUACAUGGACUGUAGCUGAUGAUUGGGGUUCUGAAGACCGCUGCCCAUCUUCUGAAUCGGAUGCUAAGGACAGUGCAAAAGUGGAUGAUCUAGAAAAAUGUAGUGGCAUGGUAGGCAAGGACCAGAAAGAAAUCUUGGCCUCUAAGUUUCGUUCUAAUGUUUCAUCCAUGCCACCUGCAAGGAAAAUGAGUGCAGAACCUAGAAAAUAUUUCCCCUUCAAACAAGGAUAUCUUGCUGUAGCAAUUCUUCGCGUCGGAGCACAUGGGAUUCAUAUGACGGUAGAUGGCAAACAUAUCACUUCCUUUGCAUUCCGAGAGGAUUUGGAACCAGGGUUUGUUGGUGAAGUAAGAAUUGCAGGAGACAUUAAAUUGCUCUCUGUAAUAGCAAGUGGUCUGCCUACAACUGAGGACUUUGAGCAUGUCAUGGACUUGGAAACAUUGAAGGCUCCACCUGUGCCUCUGGAUAAAUUUGUCGAUCUUUUUGUAGGGGUCUUCUCUACAGCAAAUAAUUUCAAACGCCGGAUGGCAGUUCGCAGAACUUGGAUGCAAUAUGAUGUUGUCCGCUCAGCAAAAGUUGCAGUCCGUUUCUUUGUUGGCCUGCACAAAAAUGAGGUGGUGAAUGAAGAACUCUGGAAUGAAGCACGGACAUAUGGAGACAUCCAGUUGAUGCCGUUUGUGGAUUACUAUAGCCUGAUUCUCUGGAAGACCAUAGCGAUCUGCAUCUAUGGGACAGAUGUAUUGUCAGCCAAGUAUGUGAUGAAAACAGAUGACGAUGCUUUUGUUCGAGUGGAUGAAAUACUUUCUUCCCUAGACCGAGUAAAUAUCAGCCAUGGACUUCUGUAUGGUCGUGUCAAUUCAGAUUCUCAGCCUCAUCGAGAUCCAUAUAGCAAAUGGUACAUAACCCCUGAGGAAUGGCCUGAGGAGAGUUAUCCUCCAUGGGCACAUGGACCAGGAUACAUUGUUUCACAGGAUAUAGCAAAGGAAGUUUACAGGAAGCACAAGAGGGGGGAGUUAAAGAUGUUCAAGCUGGAGGAUGUCGCAAUGGGGAUAUGGAUCAAUGAGAUGAAGAAGGAUGGAUUGAAUGUCAAAUAUGAGAAUGAUGGGAGGAUCUUGGUCGAAGGCUGUGAGGAUGGGUAUGUGAUUGCCCACUACCAAGAACCAAGGGAUAUGAUGUGCCUCUGGGACAAAUUUCAGAAAACAAAACGAGGAACAUGUUGCAAAGAGUAACAGAACUAACGAAAAGUAGCCCUUCAUCCUACGGUGGUGGCUGCUGUUGGCCGUUGCCUGAACCCAAACCGUGGUGGCUGCUGUUGGCCGUUGCCUGAACCCAAACCUUCGCGCAAUGACAAUCUUGACACAUCCCUAUCUAUAAGGACUUGCAGAACUUGGAAGGCUACAAAGUUUUGGAUAUCUUCCAGUUUAGUUUUGUUCACAGUUGGAAGAAUUUCAAGUCUAACUAGGGAAUACGCAUUGUAGACUAUGAUAGGCCACAUCUGUUUUUGGCGUAGGUAGGAGGGUAUUGCUUUAUUUACAGUGUGGCUACUUGUAGAAUAUCUGUUAGAAUGUAGGGAUACAGGGGCGGAAGGUUAUUUCGUUUUUUUUUGAUAAAAGUAUGCUAAACGCAUACGGACCUGUAUUAUACCAUACCAAAGACGUACACAAGACCGUACAAAUACAGGUACAAACCAUACGUAUACAGAGUGGAUGACUGUGCA
This is a messenger RNA of Panicum virgatum (switchgrass), 3194 nucleotides long. RefSeq names its product beta-1,3-galactosyltransferase GALT1-like. The record is from RefSeq and is a predicted model, not a curated record. Gene Ontology annotation, cellular component: Golgi membrane. The coding region runs from base 793 to 2706 and encodes 637 amino acids. NCBI's taxonomy places the organism in Eukaryota, Viridiplantae, Streptophyta, Magnoliopsida, Poales, Poaceae. The transcript has 8 exons. Gene Ontology annotation, molecular function: carbohydrate binding; galactosyltransferase activity.